Molecule: messenger RNA, 939 nt
Organism: Colletotrichum chrysophilum
Lineage: Eukaryota; Fungi; Ascomycota; Sordariomycetes; Glomerellales; Glomerellaceae
Exons: 4
Coding region: 1-939 (312 amino acids)
Source: RefSeq, a predicted model, not a curated record
AUGCGCGCAUCGUCAAUCCUCGUCGCUGCUGCCUCGGCGGCUUCAGUCCUCGGUGCUCCCUUGGAGAAGAGAGCCAACUACGAUCCUCUUCCGGGCGGCGAUGUAGCCAUUCUCCAAUAUGCCUUGGUCCUCGAGUAUCUGGAACGCGAGUUCUACGGACAGGGUCUUGCCAACUACACCGAGGCAGACUUCUGCGAGUUCGCCGGCGCCGAUGAUGGCAGCAGAUUCUACAAGAACCUGAAGAACAUUUACGAGGAUGAGAAGACCCACGUGGACUUCCUCAAGACGGCUCUCGGAACUUCCGUCUUUGACGCACCCACCUUCAAGUUCCCUACCACAAAGGCCCACGACUUCAUCGCCCUCGCCUCUGUCCUCGAGGGCGUAGGUGUGUCGGCCUACCUCGGUGCCGCCGCUGUCAUUGCGGACAAGGCCUACGUCACACCCGCCGGCUCCAUCUUGACCGUCGAGGCCCGGCACUCGGCCUACAUCCGCGCUGCCCUCGGCGCGAAGCCCUUCCCCAAGGCCUUUGACACUCCCCUCGACUUCAACCAGGUCCACAGCCUCGCCGUGCCGUUCGUUGCGGCGUUGGCCCCGAACACACCUGCCCUGCCUUUCAAGGCCUUCCCCAAGAUCCAGACGAGCUUCGUUAAGGGACGCAACAUGGUCAUCUUUGACGGGGCAUACGCUGCUGCCUCCGCCGCGGGACUCGUCCCGGCUGGUGCCAAGGUGUAUGCCGUCUUCUACAGCGGUCUGGACAUUUACUAUGUUGAGGUUACUGUCAGCGGCAACGAUUACGUUGCCAACGAGAUCCCCGAUGGCGCCGAGGGCCAGGUCUACGUCGUUCUCAGCACCGCCGAUGGUACCGCCGCCAAGGUGUCGGACGAGAACACGAUUGCUGGCGUUGGAAUCGUCGAGGUCGGCGACGCUUCUUACCACUAA